AUGAAGUUGGCUGCACAGUUGCUCAGGCAAAGGGCAGCUUGUGGUCUCAGGGUGCCAAUUCCGCAGCGUGGAACAAUCCGGUUGGCUUCCACAUCCUCUACCGCCAAACAUGCUUCUCAAAGAACCUUUUUAUAUCUUACAGCCGGACUGGUAGUUGGAGGUAUUGCUGGCGCUUCUGUCUUCGAGUCUGGCUGGCCCCAUGUCGAGUCCCGUACCAGCCCGCGAUGGCGAGAUGUAAACCACAGCCAUGGCUCCUCUCCACGCAAAUAUGCAGAUAAGAGAACUAUGCUCAAGGCGGUUGACGAAAUACGAACAAUCCUUGGCGAAGAAGCCGUCAGCGUAGACGACUUUGAUCUAGAUGAACAUAGCUACUCUGAGUGGUCCACGUCCAACACGGAAGUUCGACCUGUUGCCAUUAUCCGACCCCAAUCGACAGAGCAAGUAUCAGAAAUUGCUAGAAUAUGCACCAAAUACAGGGUGCCCAUGGUUCCCUAUGGUGCUGGGUCCAGUGUCGAAGGCAACUUUAGCUCUCCCUAUUCUGGCAUAUGCAUUGAUCUAUCUACUAUGGACAAGAUUGUUGCCUUUCAUCCGGAAGACAUGGACGUCGUAGUUCAACCAGGCGUAAACUGGACUAAUCUUAACAACGACAUAAAGGAUUCUGGACUAUUCCUGCCGCUAGACCCUAGCCCGACAGCUCUCGUUGGGGGUAUGGUCUCGACAAACUGCAGCGGCACUAACGCUACGAGGUACGGCACAAUGAAAGACUAUGUUGUCAACUUGACAGUAGUUCUCGCAGAUGGCUCAGUUAUUAAGACUCGUAAUCGGCCCCGCAAAACAUCCGCUGGCUACAAUCUAAACGGCAUCUUUGCUGGGUCCGAAGGCACGUUGGGCAUCAUUACCGAGAUUACCGUGAAGCUGGCAACUGUACCGCCCAGCUAUAGCGUUGCCACUGUCACAUUUCAGAGCAUCAGACAGGCUGCAAAUGCCGCAUCUACCAUGAUUCGAUCUGGCAUACCCGUGGCAGCUGUUGAGCUUAUGGAUGAAGUACAGAUGCAAAUUAUCAACAAAAAUGGAGGUGCAGGAGGCAGAAUAUGGAGAGAACAGCCAACAUUAUUCAUCAAAUUCUCAGGAACGGAAGCCACUGUAAAGGACAAUAUAAAAUCUGUGCAAAAGGUUGCUAAAUCCUUUGACUGCAACUCAUUCGAGUUUGCCAGUACCACUGAGCAAAUGGACGCACUGUGGUCUGCCAGAAAGCAAGCACUAUGGGCAUCUUUGGCAGUGAGGCCUGAGGGAACUGAAGUCUGGUCCACAGAUGUGGCCGUUCCGCUGUCAAGAAUGGCCGAAUUGAUCGAGAUAUCUAAAGAGAGAGCGGGCAAACUUGGACUAUUCAACAGUAUCCUGGGACAUGUAGGGGACGGUAACUUUCAUCAGAUGAUCAUGUACAACCCCAAUAUCCCUGAGCAGAAGAAGGCAGUUACGAACUGUGUCAACUUGAUGGUGGAGGAUGCUAUUGCAUUAGAAGGAACAGUUUCGGGUGAACACGGUAUUGGACUUGGAAAGAAGCACUGCCUAGCAAAGGAGCUUGAUGGCGCAACACUAGGAGUCAUGAAAGCCUUGAAGGAUUCUCUAGAUCCUCAUUGGCUGCUAAACCCGGGCAAGGUGUUUGACGAAUAG
This is a messenger RNA of Pochonia chlamydosporia 170, 1674 nucleotides long. RefSeq names its product glycolate oxidase, subunit GlcD. Gene Ontology annotation, cellular component: mitochondrion. Gene Ontology annotation, biological process: lactate catabolic process. Gene Ontology annotation, molecular function: D-lactate dehydrogenase (NAD+) activity; D-lactate dehydrogenase (cytochrome) activity; FAD binding. The record is from RefSeq and is a predicted model, not a curated record. The transcript has 7 exons. NCBI's taxonomy places the organism in Eukaryota, Fungi, Ascomycota, Sordariomycetes, Hypocreales, Clavicipitaceae. The coding region runs from base 1 to 1674 and encodes 557 amino acids.